Molecule: messenger RNA, 1785 nt
Organism: Brassica napus (rape)
Lineage: Eukaryota; Viridiplantae; Streptophyta; Magnoliopsida; Brassicales; Brassicaceae
Exons: 4
Coding region: 1-1785 (594 amino acids)
Source: RefSeq, a predicted model, not a curated record
AUGACGUCGGCAGUUUACAAGAAAAACCAGAAGCUAAAGUCUAUCCUCCCGUCAAUCAUCCUCCCUAACCAAACGGCCUUUGUCAAGGAUAGGUUGAUUCUUGAGAACAUUUUGUUGGCCUCGGAGGUUCUAAAUGGCUACCAUAAAGACUCAGAGGUCCCAAAAAUAACAUUGAAGGUCGAUAUAGCGAAAGCUUUCGAUUCAGUUCGAUGGGAUUUUGUGCUAAGUACUCUUCAAGCCUAUGACUUACCUCCCAUCUUCAUCGGAUGGGUUAAAGCCUGCAUCUGCUCUCCGUUCUUCUCCCUUAGUAUUAACGGAGUCACCUCGGGAUAUUUUAAGGGGAAGACUGGUCUUAGGCAAGGCGAUCCGUUGUCUCCAAUCCUCUUUGUCAUGAUGAUGAAUAUUCUUUCGCUAAUGUUGAACAGAGCUGCAUUGUCAGGCUCUUUUGGAUACCAUCAGGACUGUGCUGAUCAACAACUUACUCACUUGUGCUUUGCUGACGAUUUACUCAUAUUCGUCGAGGGCACUGAAUCGUCGCUGGAAGGAGUUUUUACCGUUUUAUCAGAUUUUGAAAUGAUGUAUGGCCUUGCAGUUAAUGUAAGUAAAACGAAUAUGUUCUCUUCAGGGAUUGCGGAAGUUGAGAUUCAGCGAAUUGCUAGUCGUUUCGGGCUGGCUCGUUCUAGCUUACCAGUUCGCUAUCUUGGAACUCCUCUCUGUACGAAGAAGUUAUCUUUCUCAGACUGUGAUCCGCUCUUGUUGCAGAUCAAAAAGAAAUUGAGUUCCUGGACUACACGAUCCCUUUCAAUGGCGGGUAGGCUAACCAUGCUAACCUCUGUCAUCUCGGGCAUUAUUGGCUAUUGGUGCAAAAGUUGCUUGGAAGGCUCUUUGCACUACGAAAAAAGAGGGUGGCUUAGGAGAUUACUCAAGCUUCGCCCAAAAGCCUUGGACUUCAUCAGAAUUUCUAUUGGCAGAGGAGAGGACACUUAUUUCUGGUGGGAUCCAUGGACUCCCUUGGGCCCUCUUUACAGCUAUCUUGGUCAAGAUGGACCAACCCUCUUGGGGAUCCCACUAUUUGCGCUGGUCUCAGAUGUUUGGAAUGGGAGUUCUUGGUCUUUCUCUGCAGCAAGGUCUAAUCGUCAGCUUCAGUUAUUGUCUUUUCUUACCACAAUUUCCCCAGCUAAUGGACAAGAUGUUCCUAAAUGGACCGUCAGCGGGAAUACUCAUAAAUCUUUCAUAUCUCGUUUGGUUUGGGAGGCUAUUCGGCCGCAUCUUCCUGUAAAAGCUUGGGCUCCCCUCCUCUGGCACAAAGGACUCAUCCCACGCCAUGCAACAACUACUUGGCUCUUCAUUCUUGAUAGGAAUCCUACAUUAGACCGUCUCCUUUCUUGGGGUCUAGAUGUUGAUACUAUAUGCCUCCUAUGCGGUAAUGCUGAUGAAUCAAGGAAUCAUUUAUUCUUUGAGUGUCAAUAUUCGGUGGAAGUUUGGUUAUCUAUCUGUGCUCGUCUCAAUUUUACCUCUCCUCCAACCUCAUGGAAUGCGACUAUGACGUGGUUACCGAAUGCUUCUUCAGAUCGUUCUAUCAAAAUUGCUCUACUACAAGCUUGGCAAGCAACUGUUUACAGCUUAUGGCAAGAGCGUAACAUCAGAUUCCAUUCAGGUCAAACGAUUCCAUCCUCUGUCUUGGGUAGGAACAUCCAUCGCAUGGUCUCAGACAAGUGCAUGGCAAUGGUCGCUCUUGGUCAAACAUUAGGAACUCCCCUCCUGCGCAUUUGGAAGCCUCAAUGA